Molecule: messenger RNA, 4698 nt
Organism: Siniperca chuatsi (mandarin fish)
Lineage: Eukaryota; Metazoa; Chordata; Actinopteri; Centrarchiformes; Sinipercidae
Gene: sppl3
Product: signal peptide peptidase 3
Exons: 12
Coding region: 538-1740 (400 amino acids)
Biological process (GO): membrane protein proteolysis
Cellular component (GO): lumenal side of endoplasmic reticulum membrane; Golgi-associated vesicle membrane; cytoplasmic side of endoplasmic reticulum membrane
Molecular function (GO): aspartic endopeptidase activity, intramembrane cleaving
Source: RefSeq, a predicted model, not a curated record
AACCAUUGCAAGCAUUCUCAGUGCACAGAAGCGUUUCCGUGCACGUCCUACUUGUAAGCUCUACAGCAGGGCGAUUUUGCGCGUUCCCGAGACUCUCGCCAUAGAAAACAAAGCUGAACGUCUUCCAUAACAGCUAGGGGUGCAGACUUGAGGAAUAUCUGAAUUUAACCUGGAUACAUCAUGCUGAAUAUGGAUUUACAGGGGGUGUAGCAUCGUUGGAGACCAAGCCUUCUCGGCUGGGGUGACGGCAGGACAUUAGCGAAACCGACGAAAAUAACAUCAGUGUUUUUUUUUCUCGGGGUGCUUUGUCUUGUCCACCUAACGAUAGCAAACCAUCAUUCCAUUUCAAUUGCAACAUAUUCAGCUAGUGAUUACUAGCUGCUGCCAGGAUGUAUCAUCAUGUUGUCACCUAAAAGUAACUGCUAGGACGUUGGAUUGUGAAGGAUAAGCAGAAAACCUCUCCGAGGUUCUUACGGGUUGUCACCGGGACCUGAAUCUGUGUUAGCCACAGUCGCGGAACCCACUGUUUUCGGCGAUAUGGCGGAGCAGGGCUACACAUCUUGGAGGGAGAGGGAGAGGGAGAGAGAGAGAGAACUGGCAUACUCCCUAGUUGACUCCAGCCAGGUGUCCACCUUCCUCAUCUCCAUCCUUCUCAUCGUCUAUGGCAGCUUCAGGUCAUUAAACAUGGAUUGUGAGAACCAGGAGAAGGAUAAAGAUGGUAACCCCACAACAACAGGGACUUUCAAUAACAGCAACACAAACAACAGUGCGUGUUACCGACAUGGUAUUCAGACUAUAGACUCCACACAGGCCCUGUUCCUGCCCAUAGGAGCCUCUGUGUCUCUGCUAGUCAUGUUCUUCUUCUUUGACUCAGUACAGGUGGUCUUCACCAUCUGCACUGCAGUUCUUGCAACAAUUGCAUUUGCAUUCCUCUUGUUGCCAAUGUGCCAGUAUCUGACCAGACCCUGCUCCCCACAGAACAAGAUUUCCUUUGGCUGCUGUGGGCGUUUCACUCUGGCUGAGCUCCUGUCCUUCUCCCUCUCUGUUAUGUUGGUGCUCAUCUGGGUGCUGACUGGACACUGGCUUCUCAUGGACGCUUUAGCCAUGGGCUUGUGUGUCGCCAUGAUAGCCUUUGUACGACUUCCCAGUCUGAAGGUGUCUUGCCUGCUGCUGUCAGGACUGCUCAUUUAUGACGUGUUCUGGGUGUUCUUCUCAGCCUACAUCUUCAAUAGUAAUGUGAUGGUUAAAGUUGCCACUCAACCUGCUGAAAAUCCCAUAGAUGUUCUGUCCAGGAAGCUCCACCUGGGGCCAGGGAUGGGCCGCGACGUCCCCCGUCUCUCCUUACCUGGCAAACUGGUCUUUCCCAGUUCCACAGGAAGUCACUUCUCAAUGCUGGGAAUAGGAGACAUCGUGAUGCCGGGGCUGCUGUUAUGCUUCGUCCUGCGCUAUGACAACUAUAAGAAGCAAGCAAAUGGGGAAGUCCCAGGGCCUGGUAACAUGUCUGGACGCAUGCAGCGCGUCUCCUAUUUCCAUUGCACUCUCAUCGGAUACUUUGUGGGUCUGCUGACUGCCACUGUGGCCUCCAGGAUCCAUCGUGCUGCUCAGCCCGCUCUGCUCUACCUGGUGCCCUUCACCCUGCUGCCUCUGCUCACUAUGGCCUACCUGAAGGGGGAUUUGCGGCGCAUGUGGUCCGAGCCCUUCCAUACCAAGACCAGCAGCUCCCGCUUCCUGGAGGUAUGAUGCACCCUGGGAUAAACGACCAGCACGGGGAGGACUGCGGAUCCUUUACCUUAAUUAGAGGGAAGGAGAGAGGGCGCACUCACAGUGAGGCCAUGUUGUCAUCACUUGUUCAUGCUUUCCGCCAGUCUUCUGUGAAAACCCUCAGAAGGACACCAGUGUGUGGAUCACAACGCCCCAACACGACUCAUCUUUGGUUCCUACAUCCUUCCCGUUUCAUCUCUGCUUCCUCUUUUACUGUUUAUUUCCUCUUCAUUAUAGCACAUCCUGCCUAUGCUGUUUUUGUUCUGGCCCCCUCCCUCUCUUUUUUUCCUUUUCCCCUCUUCUGUAGUUGGUCUCAUUUGCCACUUCCUGUUCCAUUCAUCAGGCCUCUUCUCGCUGCUUUUUCCUUCUUUCUCUGCGUCUUUAAUUUUCUCUGCAUCUCUGUUUGUCACUGACUCAGAUGAACUCGAGGGCCAGGCCUACCCCCUUUUUGUGGACUUAGGGUUGUGAGACAUGGCUGGGGUUUCUAUAUAUUUUUUUAGCAUUGUUGUGGUCAUUAUUAUUAAUAUUAAUAUUAUUAUGGAACAAUUUAAACAAACGGAAAAGAGGCGGAGUGUUGCAGUGGCACAGGACAGUGCUCGGGAGCAGCGACACAGUAAAGGAGAAGAGUCUUCCCCCUCUAUCCGUCUCCCUCUUUCUCCCCUGCUUUCUUCGUCUGUCCCAUCACCCCACCACAAUGGCUUCUUCCCUGCACUCCAGCCCUCCUCUGACACUCCUCCUAUCUGUUCAUCUGCUGUCCCCAUUCCCCGCCCUCACAGAUAACUAUGUAUUUUAUUUAGAAAAGUUUUAUUCUUGUCAUAUACAGAAAUGAUGCAUUAUAAAUUGUUAAGCUGCCCCCAGCGUUUGAGGGGCUGCUUCUAUUUGUAUAUAUGUGUAUUUGCGGUAUCUUGAGUUUGUAUUUGUGUUCGGGAGCAUGUUGAAUAGGGUGGGAAACUGACGCCAGCCAACAGCCGAAUUUUGGUAAAUUUCAGUUGUCGAGUCGACUGGUGAGCAUCCAUCAUUUAGAGGUUGUUUUCUAAAGUUUGUUGGCUUGUGUAAUAGAAACGUAGCUGAUGGGUUUUUUGGGGGGGGAAACAAAACAUCUGCAUCGGUGGCUGGUUGAUUUAAAAGGUUAGUUUCCUGCUCUAGUGUUAAAGUGUGUGUGUGUGUGUGUGUGUGUGUGUGUGUGGGAGAGCGAAACAGAUGAGUGAAUGGUUGUUUUACUUGGUUUUAAUUUUAAAUCAUGAACAUGUUAAAAACAGUGACAAUAGUCAGGUUUCCAUUGAGCUGGGCGUGUUGGAUCCAGCUGUCAAACACAUAACAUGUCUAAUGGAAACAGUUUGUGUCUAACUUGUAAAAAAAAAAUUUACCGAAGACCCAACAGGGGGUUCAUUUUCUUUUUAUCAGUCUCUCUGCAGACAGGUGGAAAUGUAAAGUGUUUUUUUCAAAUAAAUGAAUGUUGAAUUAAUUUUAAGGUAUACUAUGUUACUUUUCAUCAUGAAACCACAUCACACAUCUUGCUGGGUUUUGUACUGAACUUCUCUUUGUGCACAUCCUAAAGUUACACACAUUUGUGGCCAUGGAAACACUAAAAGCAUCUUAUUUCAGGUUUCACAAGUCUAUAAAUGUCUGGGCAUGAUGAUAUCAGAUCAGUUUUUAUAUGUUUUGACAAAAGACAAGUCAGUGGAGCAGCACAACAGUACAUCUCAUCUGAACUUUGUAAAUGUCAGUGUUUCACCUCAGACGAUGAAGACCUGACUAUUGUGAAAGUUUGGAGUCAAAGCCUGGAGAUGAGGGCCAGUGAGAUAUGAAGACAUACUAUGGUUAGAUACAUAUGUAGUUAUAGAUAAAGGAGUGUGUGUGUGUGUGUGUGCGUGUGUGCGUGCGUGCGCAGGCGCCAGAUCAAAUAAAGUCUGUUUGGACCUAGGGAGGGGAGAAAAUCAGUUAUGCCCUUGAGAAAUUGAAAAUGGAAAUUUAGAAAUUAAAACUAACCCAUAGGAUGUUUUUGCUGUCACCAUUUGGUCUCUGACAGUUUUCUUUUUGUCCUUCCACGUUUUUGUGGUGCUUGUCGGUUAAUAUCUAAUGUAUACUGGAAAAAGUGUGAGUGAUUCAGAGAGACAUACGACACAGUUUGCUGGCUUUUUGUUUUGUUUUUUUACUUUUUUAUGCUAUCUGGCCGUGCAUGUUAAGUGUACAGUGUAUCAUUUCUUGGACUGCAUCAAUAGGGCUACUGCAGUUUUGAGUCUGCUGGCCGAUACCGAGGCACUGGACCUAUGAGCUUGCCCACACAGAGCAGCGUCAGUGGGUGGGAGAAAGGCUGCAGGUCAGAAAGACUGCGACUGGUCAGCUCUGACCUCCUCUGACUGAUAUUAUGACCUGAAUGCUGUCAGGUUGGGACGUCCGACCUGCCGCUCAGUGCAGUCGUCGAAACUCGGACAUCAUGGAACCACAAACCCCCUUCACCUCUCCAUGGACAUGGCAAGAAAAUAUAUAGAUUUAUAUACAUAUAUAUAUAUAUAUAUAUAUAUAUAUAUACAUAUAUAUGUGUGUAUAUAUACAUACAUACAUAAAUAAAUAAUUGAUGACGAUCAUGGUGAUAAAAAGUUUUUUUUAUAUAUAUAGAAAAAGGAUUUCUUUUUACCCCCUCGUUGUUGUUUUUUUUUCUUUUUCUUUAGUGGUUUAGUUUUUUUAUUUUUCUUUCCACCUCUUCUUCCCUCCAGCAGAGGACUCCAGCUCUGCUGGUGCAUUGAUAUUACCGCUGAAUGGAUUCUGUAUAGAAAAAUGGUGAAUAAAUAAAUUAAGAACUGUGUAGUGAAACAUGAAUCCUGAAGCGCUUGAUCUAAAACACUUUGUCUCCUUUUAACCCCUCCUUCUGCCCUCUCCCCUUCUUUCCCUCCUCGUUCAGGAUUCUGCUGUAAAUAAACAUGACUCUAACUGUAA